AGAAAAGCCCACAUUAGCCCUACUUUCAUCUGUACCACGUUUAACAUGAUGCCAUCCAAGACUCCACCUUCCAUCGUCUUAGUAGUAUAAAGAAGGUAGAAACUUUAUCUCUCUCUCUCGCUCUCUCGCUCUCUCUCCCUUUCACCAUCUCUUCAUUUAAGCAAGCCUUUAGAUCUGGGGGCUGCUCCGACACAGGAGCUAAUCUUCAGGGCUGAACAUCACAAUCUGUGAAGGAGCAGAGAAAAGCAAAGCAGCGAUGGCUUCAGCCGGCCUGGAGAUUUUGGGGAUAAUUCUGACCGUAGCGGGCUGGCUGGGCGUUAUGGUCGCCUGCUGCUUGCCCAUGUGGAGAGUUGCAGCGUACAUAGGUCAGAACAUCGUGAUAACUCAGAUCGUAUGGGAAGGUUUGUGGAUGAGCUGCGUGGUGCAGAGCACCGGACAGAUGCACUGCCGCGUCUACGACUCCAUGCUGGGACUUCCGGACGACCUGCAAGCCGCUCGCGCGCUCUGCGUCGUAAGUACGCUGCUCGGUGUGGUGGGCAUGGCCCUGGCAGUAGCUGGGGCAAAAUGCACCAACUGCACCUCGGACCCGGCAAGCAAGCCACGCAUCAUUAUGGCGGCCGGGGGGACGUUCGUAACUUGCGGACUGCUGUUGUUAGUGGCCGUGUGCUGGACGGCCAACGGCAUCGUUAUGGAUUUUCACAACCCCCUCCUGGAGGAGACGCAAAAGAGAGAAUUUGGGAACUCGUUGUACUUCGGAUGGGGCGCUUCUUGCUUGUUGAUCCUAGGGGGAGCCAUUUUGUCUUGUUCCUGUUCUUCGAAAGCACGAAACCACGCUAUACCGGCAAGAGCAGAGUACUCGGGGGUCAAAUCUCAAACCUCAGUGAAUGCAUAUGACAGAAAAGACUACGUCUGAGGGGGUUUGAAUCUUUGCACACUGACAACCUCAUCAUCAACAACAAUAAUAAGCAAUAACAAUUUAACAAUUUAAUUCAAUUAAAUCAUUCUCAAUCCCAAAUACUAAUUGAAAUUGAUGUGCAUUGAAAAAAGAGCUAUAUGAAGAAAAUAAACUGAUUACUAGCAUGAACAAUCAAAGAUUAAUGGUAUCAUUUUAUUUUCUUGUUUAAGUAUUCAUAAACUGGUUUGUCAUUUAAUCUAACCUUUGUAAAAUUCAAUGCAUAGAUUAGUAGGUGAAUAAUUUCAUAUGAUUUGUAUAUAGCAAGAGAUUUUUGCUGUCAUUUUAUAAAAAAAAAACCCUAUGCAAGUUUCUAACAUUCAGUCAUUGUUGACCUGUAGAAACACAGAAAACCGGGGAGUUAUAAAAGAUAGCAAAGUGCACUCUCAUUACUUUUAAAGGUACUCUUUGUCUGCACAGAAGUGAAUGAAAACAAUGUGCUGGUUGUUCUGGUUGGGGUUUUAGCUCGGGCGAGCGUAACUGAGACCAAAGAUAAAGCACCUGCCUUAUUGCUUCUAUAAUUACCAAAGCAUUCAGUUAUUAGGAAUCUAGAGGGUCAAAACCCCAACCUGCUCCUGCCGGACACUCAUUAAAUAUUUGCUUUGUAUCGUACAUUUCGUAACACUUUACAAUAGGGUUGUAUUUGUU
Messenger RNA from Misgurnus anguillicaudatus (oriental weatherfish), 1600 nucleotides. Its product is annotated as claudin-9. The record is from RefSeq and is a predicted model, not a curated record. Gene Ontology annotation, cellular component: bicellular tight junction; membrane. Gene Ontology annotation, molecular function: structural molecule activity. NCBI's taxonomy places the organism in Eukaryota, Metazoa, Chordata, Actinopteri, Cypriniformes, Cobitidae.